This is a messenger RNA of Orycteropus afer afer, 1200 nucleotides long. Its product is annotated as arylacetamide deacetylase-like. Gene Ontology annotation, cellular component: membrane. Gene Ontology annotation, molecular function: carboxylic ester hydrolase activity. Bases 1 to 1200 code for a protein of 399 amino acids. The transcript has 5 exons. Lineage: Eukaryota; Metazoa; Chordata; Mammalia; Tubulidentata; Orycteropodidae. The record is from RefSeq and is a predicted model, not a curated record.
AUGGGAAGAAAAUCCUUGUGCCUUCUGCUUGUGGGGGUCCUAGCAGCAUAUUACGUUUACACACCUCUCCCAGAUAAUUUUGAGGAGCCAUGGAAAAUGAUGUUGUUGAACAUACAGUUGAAAACUGUAAUGCAUUUGGCUACGUUUGUUGAGCUUCUGGGAAUUAAACAUUUUAUGGAUUUCUUUAUGAUUGUCAUGAGCUUUAAUGAAGUCCCACCAAUCUCAGACGAAAAUGUUAUGGUGACCGAGACAACAUUCAACAGCAUUCCUGUCCGUGUAUAUGUGCCAAAGAGGAAGUCAGAAGCACUAAGAAGGGGUGUGUUUUACAUUCAUGGUGGUGGCUGGUGUUUAGGAAGUGCUGCUUUACGUAAUUAUGAUAUGCUGUCAAGAUGGACAGCAGACAGACUGGAUGCUGUUGUCAUAUCAACCAACUACAGAUUGGCACCUAAGUAUCAUUUCCCAAUUCAGUUUGAAGAUGUAUAUAAUGCCUUACGGUGGUUCUUACGCAAAAAAGUUCUUGCAGAAUAUGGCGUGAAUCCUGAGAGAAUUGGUAUUUCUGGAGAUAGUGCAGGGGGGAAUUUAGCUGCAGCCUUAAUGCAACAGCUCUUAGAUGACACAGAUGUCAAGAUCAAACUCAAGAUCCAGGCUUUAAUUUAUCCUGCCCUUCAGACUCUUGAUGUAGAUUCACCAUCAUAUAAAGAAAACUCAAAUGAUCCAGUUCUGCCCAAAUCACUCAUGGUCCGGUUCUGGAGCGAAUAUUUUACUACAGAUAGAUCACUUGAAAAAGCCAUGCUUUUAAACCAACAUAUCCCUGUGGAAUCAAGUCAUCUACUUAAGUUUGUUAAUUGGAGUUCCUUGCUCCCUGAGAAGUUUAAAAAAGGACAUGUUUACAACAAUCCAAUUUACGGUAGUUCUGAGCUAUCAAACAAAUAUCCAGGGUUCUUAGAUGUUAGGGCAGCCCCCUUGUUGGCUGAUGACAACAAAUUGCAUGACUUACCACUAACCUAUGUCGUCACCUGUCAAUAUGAUGUUUUAAGAGAUGAUGGACUCAUGUAUGUCACCCGACUUCGCAAUGCUGGAGUUCAGGUGACUCAUCACCACGCUGAGGAUGGAUUCCAUGGAACAUUUUCAUUUCUAGAAUUUAAAAUUAGCACCAGGAUGAUAAAUAAAUAUAUUAGUUGGCUAAAUGAAAAUCUAUAG